AUGCUGAUCGCUCCCCCUCUCCCGAAAACGAACUUCUCAUUUGGACAUCGUCUCGGCUGUUUCAUCGGUCUUUGGCUGUUCAAGUUGGUUGCCAGUGUAGUCUUCCCACUGAUUGCUUUGUUCAACCCGUUGCCAAUUACAAGUCGACCAACAUUGGUGAAAAAGUACCCCUGCCGACCGCGCCUUGGGUGCCGAAUCUUUUUCCCACCAAACCAUGAAUCUGGAAAGCUUCUCCCUUUGUAUUUCAAUAUCCAUGGCGGGGGAUUUGCCGUGAGCGACGCGCAGAGCGACGAUGGUUUUGCUUCGUCCUGGGCCAAACGGACGGGGAUGUUGGUUGUGAGCUUGAACUAUCGGAAAGCACCGUGGUAUCCGUUUCCCAUCGCGACCACGGACAUUCAUGCUGUCGCGCUCGCUGUUUUGGCCGAUGACAGCUUGCCCAUUGACCGAAAUCGCGUAUCGAUGGGUGGGUUCAGCGCGGGCGGCCAGUUGGUCUUGUCUGCAUCGCAACUCCCAGGUCUGAAAGGUGUUGUCAAGGCCGCGAUUGUGUAUUAUCCCAUUGUUGAUUUCAGUCUAUUGACCAACGAGAAAUUGGAAUCCCGUCCAUAUAUAAAUGGACCAAAGGACAACCUGGAGUUGCCGUCUUGGUGGAUUGAUUGGGGAUUCAUUACCCCGGGGCAGAAUAGACGCAACCCGCUGCUGAGUCCCUACUACGCGAAGAAGGAGGAUCUUCCGCCGUGGGUAUACAUGAUUGGGGCUCAAUGGGAUCUACUCCGGCUAGAAGCCCAAGAAAUGAUCCAUCGGUUGGCGGAAAGCGAAGAGCGCAGUAAUCCGGAACAAGAUUUCGAACGCGGGAAGUACAAAUGGACUCUCGCGACGGGCUGUUUGCACGGUUUCACACAUACCGACCCGCCUUCUCAGUCCACGCAAAAAUCGAAAGCCGAGUGGAUUUAUGAAGAAGCUCAUCUGUGGCUGAAGAAAAGUGUAUUGAGAUGA
Penicillium salamii is the source of this 993-nucleotide messenger RNA. The record is from the annotation of a GenBank genome assembly. Lineage: Eukaryota; Fungi; Ascomycota; Eurotiomycetes; Eurotiales; Aspergillaceae.